This is a messenger RNA of Pocillopora meandrina, 21617 nucleotides long. NCBI's taxonomy places the organism in Eukaryota, Metazoa, Cnidaria, Anthozoa, Scleractinia, Pocilloporidae. The record is from the annotation of a GenBank genome assembly.
UAUGAUGCGCCAUUUUGGAACUUUCUAAAAUGGGCAAAAAGUCAUAACAUCAAAAUGUCUAAAAAAGAUAGACUCUAUCAACUGGAGAGGCCACCAUUCAGUUCCGUAAGUUUUAAAUUUUGUUUAAUGCAUAUUAUCAUUCAUACGUUUACAAGGCCCCUACCUCCUGUUAAAACAUUUUACUUAACUUGAUACUAGUAGAGACAAGGUUGUUUAGCUUAGUUCCUUAUAUUGUGUUUCCAUAAACAGAGGGAAUUUCACACGAAGUUUACGAAUCUUGUGGGACCUUUAAGUCUAUUUGAACCAGAAGAUGGAGCAGGUAGGGGACGGCUUUGUUUUAAUGUGAUUGCAGAUACUUGUAGGUCAUACGUUUAGUUUACACAAACUAACGUUGCGUUUUUUUGCAUUGUUUCAUUUAAAUUACAUUGCUUUGAACGUUUGGCUUUGCAGUUUAAGUCAAGCAAAGAAUGUUUCUCUCCACCUGGGAGAUCUAUCUGCUCUGGAAGAUGGAUUUUUCGAGUCCUGGACAUUGAAAAUAUUUUUCUUUCGUCUGUUCCUCUCUGUGUAAAAAAAACAAAUGGUUAUUACCGCCUCCCCCCCUUUUUACUUUUAAAUUUUAAGGAAAACCUUUGAGUAUGUUUUGAAAUAAUUCUUGUGAUAAUCAGCUGUACACUGAAAUUGUAUUAACUUUGUGAUACCUUCUUCCAUCUCUGAAAGAUAUUGGAAAUGAGAAUCCUGAAGUUGAAAGACCACUAACACCAAUUGAGGUACAUAACAUAUUGGAUGUUUGUACAGUACAAUUAACAGAGUUGGUAUAGCACCUUGAAUGUCUUCUGCACUCACUUGUAUGUAAUGUGUAGUAAAUAUGAUGUGAUGUAAACCUUGAUCAUUCAACAAGGAUAUUUUAACAGAUACUAUUUGAAAACAGGUGCUUUCUGAGGACAAUUAUUCUUGUUGAUUGAAGGUUUGACUCAAGUUGAGUGAAACAAAGUUUGUAAUCAGAGGUUUUUUUUACAUGGAUAGGAUGCAGUUAAAUGGCCACCAUCAUCAUUCAGUGCUUUGGCAAAACUAGUUCAUCCCAGACUCACACCAAAGGAGGGAAUUGCUGGACUGUCUGUUGGUGACCAGCACCAAUUGGUAUGUACACCAAUUCGCUUAUUUCUAAUUUUCAAGUAUGUGUGCAUAGAUUUGCAUCCCACUGAUGUCCAGAGAGAAUUUGUGCUUUUUAAUGUCAAGACUAAGGAUAAUCACCCCUGGUCUGUAUAUGCAUUAAUUAGAUGAUUACAUGUAAUAUGUGGUCUCAUGGGAAACUGUUGGUUUUGUUUUCCUUUCAAUCUCCAUCACUGUGUUUAUUUUCUGGGAUACAAUACUUGUAGAGGUAAAGUUGCAGUUACCUAAGAAAGAUGAUGUGAAUGGGUUUGCAGCUACAUGGUUGUGUAGGCAAAUUUGGCUUUGAAAAAUCCAUGAACUUUGAAUUUGUGUAAGAGUCAAAGCACCUUUGUGAUUAAAAAAAGUAAUCAUCAAUUUUGUUCUUAGAGAGUUUUGAUUUCAUUACAAGCAAAAAUACACCAUGGCAACAUUUUGCCUCAGUUGCAAAAAUGCAGUAUUCAACUUGAUGUUUUGAUCAAUUUCUUGAUUUAAUUGAUUGAUAAGUUUUUGUUGGAUAUGGCUCUAAGAGAAUGGGAUAGAGAGAGAAAAAAUGGCAUCAAAGUCACAAAAAUCAAAGUUUAAUUUUUCAAUAUACCAGUACCAACCUUGCUAAAUACUUUUUUGUUGAUACUUCUAUUAAUCCCAUGAAAAGUUUUUUAUAUUUUGGUGAGUAUAUAAACCAGAUUUUUUUACAACUCUCUACCGCCAAUGGUUACACCAUGUAAGAUGCUCAUUGCACAUGUACAUUUUCCUUUAGAUUGGAAUACUCAUGAAUGAAUUAAACAGCAUCUGGCGAGAUGUACAAAGAGGCCCUCCAGAUCCAUUCUUGGUAUUGCUAAUCAAUACAGAUAAUUUGAUUUUGUUUUUCAUUGAAAGUAUUAUCCUUGAACACUAAUGCAUGAAAACAAAAUUGACAAAUCGAUCAAUGAGCCUUUAAUGCACAUGUGCAUUCAUGUAUAAUAAAGUUUUGUUAAAGUGAACAAAUGCCAUGUCACAAGGCUGUUGAAAAACUUUUGAUUCAAACAAGGUAUUAUUUAAAAAUUAUCUUUUUUUUAUUCUCACUUGGCUUUUCCCCUUUUGGUUAUUAGACAGGACAACAGAACAGAGAAUUGCAGAGGUAAAAAAAUAGCUUACUGCUGUAAUAUGAGCAUUUCCUUUCAUGCAAGAAAUUUUGAGUUCUUGAGUAAUGGAAGCCAGCAAGAGGUCUGGUAGAGCUCAUUGUUAGUGCCAGAACUAAGGCACACCUCACCUCGACUCAUCUCAAAUCUUCCUGCAGGCAGGGAAAUGCUCGCCCUGCAGCAGUAUAAUAAUGAGUGCUGGCACCUGUCAGUCAAGUGCAUGAAGGAGGUUGAUACAUUGACCGAUACUUGGUCCACAUGACCCAUUAUUGGUCAACAGUUGGUCAAUACCCGGCCUUCAAGUUGACUGUUAGGUUGCAAUAAACAGUUGGCAACAUAAGUGUUGUACUGUUCCACUGUUGGUGCUAUUUGUGUGUUGUUAAUUGUUGUUUUGCUGAAAUAGCAGCUGUCUCACAGCCCUUCCCCUACCAAAGGGGACAGGAAAGAAGAGUUUCUAACGUCUUUGCGAUAGAGUGAAGAAUAUAACUUGAUUACAAAUUUAACUUAACUUGAGGUCUGAACAAGCAUGAGCAAAUGCUAAGUAAUAUUUGACCUACAACACAACCAUGAUGAGAAACAAAAAGAAGCUGAAAAAAAAGUAUUUGACAUAGAUGAAUGUUGCUGGCAUAAAAGUCAAGAAUGGAUGAGUUAAAAUUUAAGUAAAGAAGAUCACAUGUGGUAACAACAGCUGACCAAUUGUUGGCUGAGUGUCAGUAAAGUGUAAGGCAAUUGUCAGCUCAGUGUUGGUAAAGUAUCCACCAUUUGUUGAGCAAGUACAUGUGUACACGUGUGUCUGUCAAGAGGCAACAAAUGUGAGGCGACAUGUCCAUGGAUACUUGUAUGACAGAUACCUUUAGAACAGACAAGACUUUUUUCCUUAAGGACUCCCAUGCUCAGUGUAAUCAAAGAUCAGAGAUAAGGCAUAUCACCAUGUUCACACACCACUGUCUUUGCAGCAAGAACACCAAUUAAUAUUUUUCUGUAUUCAAGAAAGUUAGCUGCACAAUAAGUUAAAGUCAAAACUAAUUGGUCUUUCUAUUAUGCAAUUAUUGUCUAUAGUUUUUGCUUUGUUCCAUCAACAGACGCCUUACAAUUGAGAUUGUGGUUGUUGUUCAAGGACUCUUUGCUAAAUAUUUAGACAAAGCCCAGAGUAAGUUAAAACAUAGGCAGAUGUGUUUAAAAAUGGCAGGAGAUUGGGUAGAUGGUUUUUUUAGAUUUUCCUGAAGGUUUUGAAAACAAUUUUCAUGUUUCUGUGCAUCUGUGAAGAAAUGUAGUGCAUGUGCAUGACUUGUAGACAACUACUGCUUUGGUUGCAAUAUCUUCCCUUUAAGAGAUGGUAGUUAACAACCAAUCAAGAUAUAUCUAUAUGGAUUUUGAAAAAAAUUAGGUAAAGUGAAUAAUGACUUUCCUUUUUUAUCUUUCACUGACUUUGGUAUUGUUCAGCAGCUGAUAUAUAUCUUUUUUUAAAAAGCUGGCAUUUAAGGAGGUUCCUAAAACUAUUAAUGAAGAAAUAAGCAGUGUGUCACUACAUCAACUUUUAAUUCUAAGAAAUUCAAAGGGUCUAGUGCAAAUAAAUCUUUCUCUUCUUUAAAGAGCUUCACCAGAGAGGUGUAUUCAGCUGUCCUGCAAAUCUCAGUCGUCUCAAAACUCAACUGGCUUUGGAGGCAAAUAAAAGGUGUGUGGAUCCUGUGUCUUUGUUUCUUUCUGCAGUUAAACCUUUUGUAGCACUAUAUUAUACCCUUCUAAGGUUAAGAUGUUCAGUUAGGAGUGAUGUUGGCCUAUAGUGGUAGAAAUGAUCAUAUUCAUUAAAAAAGGUGUUUGUAAUAAUGAUAAUAGAUAAGGGGAAGUGUAUUAUGUAAACCUGAAAGCAGUACAAAUUAACACUUUGCAGGCGUGACUGCAUAGUGAUAGAGAACUAAAAAUGUAGGCACUGCACUUAAUGAAGCCUGGGAGGAAACUUUGGAUAACAAAUGCUGUUUGCUUUUGUCUUUGAAACCAUCAAAAGAUAUAAUAGUGUAGUUUGAUCAUCUGGGUGAGUGUAGCCCUGAGAAGGAUUGCUGUCAGUAGUGGUGACUGACAUUUUUACAAUCUGAGCGAAAGUCAUCAUUGUAGUCAAGUGAAUAGUUUUUGUCAGUUGACUGUUCAACUUACGAACCACACUAUUGACUGGGACUCUGUGCAAUGCCUAACCUACAGCACCAACUACUUUCAAUGACUUACUCUGGAAAGCUGGUUUAUUAACUUCAAACAGACUCUCCUCAACAGGUGUCAACCACUACUGGCACCAUACAAAUGACUCAUUGACAACAUUAACAUUACAAAUGAACCUAAUAGAACAACCUAACUUUACUUAGUCAGAUCGAGACUGACCAAUCAUGACUGACCUAUGCUACUUGAGUCUUAUAGCCAAUAACAUCACAGUAAAACUGACCAAUCAAUUUAUACAAACCAGACUAAGCUAACCAACAGAACAACACUACAAUCCGACAAACUCAACUACUUUAUUAAACAGCAAGUAAUGUUCUUACAAUUAAGGAGUGACUCCUAAAAGUAGUACUAUACUUAUUGUUAAUAAACUUGAUUAAGCCCACCAAAGUCUAUAUCCUUGCUCACCACCGACACAACCUCACUGCUGUCUCCAAAGUUCCUUGAAAUGAGGAAUCUUCUGCAGUAACUCUCUCUCAGUAUAGCUUUCAAAACAGUCAUCACUCCAACAGCAACAACCACUCUUACUACUACAUAAGUGAGUCUUUAUAUAUAUAUAUAUAUUCAUGAAUAUAUAUAUAUAUAUAUAUAUUCAUGAAGUGUUCUGGAACAUUCCAGAAGCUUACACAAGAACUAUUUUAGUAGUAUUAUAUAAUAAAUAUGCAUGACUUGAUGAAAUGUUCUGGAAAGUUCUGCAGUAUGCAAGUCAGCAGCAGUCUGGAGAUUUCUAGAAGAUUUUAUUUCAGGCUGUCAAAACGUCAGUCACAACUAUACCAACAACAGUCCUUCUCACUUACCUGGAUGAUCAAACUACACUAUUACUUGUUACCCCUGGGUUCAAACCAUUUACUGCAUCAAAAGAUACUUUGCAAUGAGAUUUGAGUGAACUCUAGUAAUUGUUUAAAACCUAGCUUAGGGAAGUUUAAACCAAACCUCCAUCCCAAAAAGUGCUGUCCCUGAACCAUGGGAAAAGAGUGCACAGUACAGUGUAGGUGACAAUAAUUACCCUUGAGGCAGGCCAAGUGAUCUGUUGAUAAGCCUGGUAAACUCUAGUUUGGCCCACUUCCCUGUUAGGUCAUGAUCCCCAACAGGUUGCAAUCUUUUGUCAGAACAAUUGUCUCAUUGGCAAUACUAAUAAGACCUUACAUUUUCUUACAUUUUCUUACAUUUUCUUCUUUGCACAUGUGUGCAAUCCACUUAGGAUAUUGCAUGGUGAUGUGUCUAAUUGAUCAUUUUUAAUCUUAUAUUUUUUGUAGUCUUAAUGUACUUAGCCUCAGACGCAAUAUUGCAGCAGACAUAAAGCAUCCAAUAGAUACAAGCACAGUCUCCAGCAAGUUCUCUUUUGGUAGAGCCCAACCUACUCCUCCACCAAAGCCUUACAGGCCACUUGCAGUAAGAAUGUUUGUUCGAUCAAAAUGAAUUAAGUGCUCUUUAAUAUUUCAGAAAUUAAUAUGACAUAAAUUUUUUUAUUUUCUCUUGGUAGCUGUUAUUUUCCAAAAAGCUAUUUUUUCUUGGUUUGGUGAAAUGAUCAUGUGUUAUGUAGUUGUUGUUGUUGUUUUUUGUUGUUUAAAUACAUGCUUUUGUAAUUAUUACUUUUUCCACUGAAGGGUGGUAACUUUCUGUUUCUUAGAAAUAUAUGUUUUAUAGCCUUCAGUUGGUGCCAAGAUAUCCUCAGGUUUUUGCUUGUAGACAUUAUCUCUUGCAAAAAUGUAACACUUUUUGGAGAUCAAAUCCAAAGGAAAACUUUGAGCCUCAAGGAACAGAUAAAAUUUUUUCAAAGGCAAGAUCUCCCAGCAAAUUUUCAAACCAAAUGGAGGCUAUGUUUUUCAUGAUCAUUCAAAUAUUUUUUUGCUUAGUGCAGAACAAAGCAUUGCAUGUUUUCCUUUCUUAUCUUGUAGGUUAUUAUAUAGAAAUGAUCAGCCAAUUUGACAUACGUUUUGUUGCUGCCUGAUUUUUUCGACAUACUUCGAUUUAUAUGAAUCAUUUAUAAUGUGGGCAUUCUCAAAGAACUUUUUUUGUUUUUCUCCCUGCUUUUAGACAAGACAGGGAGAGGAUAGAAAGGGAAAACCAUAUUUAACAAGAGUAGAGAAACAGCAACAAUGGAUGGAUCAUGAACUGAGUGAUGUGAGUGUUACAUUAUACAAUCAUGUAAUUUUAAUUUCAACCUUCUAACAGAUUUAUUAUUGUAUACAUGCUUCUUAUUGCAAUUCUACAUGCAAUCUGUUACUGUACAGACCCAAGGCAACGUGGAAUCUAUUUGUUUUAUAAUUUUUGAUUAAAAACCAAAAUGCUAUCAAUUUUGACAUCAUCCAGGAAUCUGUCCUCAAAUAGAUCAUAAGUAAAAACUAACCAGAUUGUUUGUAGAAUUCAGCUUAAUAUAUAAACCCACUUUGUAAUACUAUAAUUAAGUAACCAACACAUGCAUCCAGACAAGUCACUGCCCUGCAGUUGGGUACUUCAGUCUAAACUUGCAUAUCUAAAUAGCACUUGGCUCAGAACUUUGCUUUAUGUAUUCAACCUUAUAUUGCUGAGAGCACCCAUGGGGAAUAUCAAACAAAUCUUGUGUUCUGAUUGCCACUAUAGCCUCUGGGGGUUGCCCACUUUCAUCACAUACAAGGAAAAAAUAAUUGUGUGGAGUGGACCUACAAUUAGUGUGUAAUUUUGGACAGUGUCAGCAAUAAAGUUGUAUAAUAUUAGCUGCAGGAGACAGUCAAAACAGAGAAUUAAACAACCCUUGUGCAUUUAUUGUGCUACAAACACAGUUGGCUUUCUUACCCAGUUCUCAAAACAACAAGUUAUAUAAUUCUUACUAAUAAAAAUAUUUUUUCUACUUAAUAAAUGCCUUAUUGACCAGGCUUGUUCAGUCAAGAUGGCUGGAUAUAAGCCUUGUUUGUUUUUCAUGCUUGGUCAAUAACCCACAUAUAUGACACUCUGAUCAAACAGAUGUCAUACUUAUACUUCCUUUUUACCAGAGUGUGAAAUUAUUUAGUGAAAUAAGAGGGUUUGAGACCUGGCCAGGUCAAUGUAUUGUGUUCUUGGCAAGACACUUUACUCCCACACUUCCUCUCUCUACCCAGGGGUAUAAAUGGGUACCAGCAAAUUUUCAGGGAAGCCUGAUGAAAUGCUGGGGGCAACACUGUGACAGAAUAGCAUUCCAUCCAGUGGGGGAGUAGUAAUAUACUUCUGAUUGCUUCAACAUGGUUUGGAAACGGAGAUAAGUUCCUGCUGGGUGGGCUAAUAGGCUAGAACACAGACUUUACCCGUAAAGAGAGGAUCUAAAGACCUGUAGCAAAUAUUGGGUUUUAUAGAUUUAACAUCCAUUAUGCAUCAUUCUAGCUAAGGAAGUAGCUCACAGAGUGAGUAACAUUUAUGCAUGCAUGCUUGGUUGUUUAACUGGUCUUCUUAUAACACAUUUAACCACAAGUUGUUUGGUAAGCAACUUAUUGUUUCAUGAUUUCUCUUACAGCUACAAAGGCAAAUGCCACAUCUACAAUCAAGUUUAUUUCAGAACAUUAGCAGUCAAAAUCUUCCCCUCCAAAAAAAAUCUAUAUCAGGUAAAAAUAAUCUUAAAUGAAUUAACUCCUGCCCCAGGUUCACAAUUGGAACCAAAGGAUUUUCCUUCAUCAUCCCUUUCCCUUGAUCUGUUGACUUCCCUUUUUGAGCCUAAUGCACUCAUGGAGACUUUGCAUACCUUAGGGCAACUUUACUCAGAACUUUCUAUACUUCUGACAUUGCUUCCUGCCUUAUGCUUGGUAUUUAUCUUUAUGAUUGCAUUCCUUUAUUACUUUGGCAUGGCAUGGUUCCAAAAUUAUGAAAUAAUGUUUUAAAAUACAACUCAAAUUUAAAGCUAAACAACAAUGGUCUCCAGGACCCAGUUGUUAUUCCCUUAUUCAAAAGCCUAUUUGGGAUAAUUUUCUGUAUCCUUUUUAAAUAACCCAAUAAUUACAUUCUAGACAAAAAUAAUCCAACUGAAUUUUCUUUUGAAGCUAUCAAAUCUGAAAUCAGAUUCCACACUAAUCCUGGGUUAUCUUAACUCAACUUUGAACACCCCUGCCCAGUACACCAAAAAAUUCAUGGUGGAAUGUACAUGCCCAAUGUGAUGACCUUAAUUUCCAGGAAGGAUAGAGAUAAAGAUUUUUUUUGUAUUGUUGGUAGCAGGUCAAUAAAUAGCAGUUUGUUUUACUCCUCAGAUUCUGUUUCAAUAUCAGAGGAAAACAUUUCUGGAGAAAGGUAAACCUUUUUCCUUAAUUUUUGUCUAUCAUUAAAAAGGUUGUGGUGUCUCAUUUAUGAAGUGUUAUCAUUUUCUUACGAUGUGUUCAUUUAGAUGUGGAUUGCAACAUUUUGUAUUACUACGACUCCCUGUGACACCUAAAUAGUCCAUUUUAAAGUUGUGUGCUUGGUUGCCAAGCCUUUGAACAGGAGUGAGGCUAAGGGUGACCUUGUUAUGAUACAGACCUUGCUGCUUUUGAAAAGUAAAUUACUUUGUUAUCAUGCUUACUAGAUACUGGUCUCUACCUUAACCAGGUCGCCUUCAGCCUCACUCCAAAUAAAAGGCUUGGCAACUAUAUACGUACACAACUGUAAAAUGGCCUAUUAAACUACUUGAAGCAGUAUUUUGUGGGAAUGUCUUGAUCCACAUCUCCUUCUCUUGAUGCGAUAUUUUAUUUCAUUGCUCAAUUUGCUGAAACAAUAUUUUUAUUUACACAGAAAUGAUGAUGCAACACUCAACUCUUUACGGCAAGUAAGUCAUGUGUUUCAUAUCCAUGCAGUCUAGCUCUCUGCUGUUGGUUAAUCCAAUACGAACUCUAGGUUUACUUUUGGAGUAUAAUUUUGCCCAAGGAAUUUUAAUUCUAGUCACACUUCCAUGUGCUCUUUUAAAAGCACUUAACUGUAUGACAACAAAUUUGACACUUAUAUCAUCUAUGUAACUACUAAGACAUUUUUUCUUCUUUCUUUUUUUUGUUAAAGAAAUUUUCAUCUUUGCCAGAAUUGUUUUCAAGGGAUGCUGUACUAGAAGAGCUUGGUGUCUUGCCAGAAGAUGUAAAAGGUUUGGAGAUAUUAAAUGGGAAGAUGGAAAAACUUCUCAAUUUUCUUCUUUACACUUCAACUAAUAUAAAUAUUUCAUAAUGUACAAGUAGGAGUGAAUAGAACACUCCAACCCCAUACAAAUAAAGAAAAUUUGCCUUUCAUAGUGUGUUGCCUUUGAAUAGAAAUGUGAAAUAAUUAAAAUUUUGAAAUCUCUUAGGUGAAAUGAAUUCAAAUGCUAAUAUUGUUGCUUUAUUAUCACAUAUUCUAGCUCAUGUGCUCAAGAGAAGCCAGAGUGAGAGUAAACUUGUGGUGUGUGCAAACAAUAGUGUUAUUUUGAGAGUUCAUCCUACAAAAAGGGUAGCAGGGAGUGCUUCUCUGUCACCUGGAUAAGGAGGGGACCUUUUCAUGAAAUUUCUAGUGACUUUGUAGGCCUAAUGGACCUUUCUGUGUCGUUUCCUUAUAUAUUUACUAUUUGAAUUUCGAGCCCAUCAAUCUCUUGAUCUCAAAAGUAAACACAGCAAACUAAGAGCAGUAGCAGCAGAAACCUAUUUUUCUACCCUGUUCCCUACGUUUUGAUUCUUCUAAAUGGGUUUCUACAGGUGAGGGGGGUUUGUUUAAUGAAUACUUUUCUUUUAACCCUCUAACCCCUAAGAGUGAUAUGCACCUAAUUUCUGUAACAGUAUCACUCUUGUAAAGUAAAGGUCAUGAGAAUAAAGGAAAUGAUAACCAAUUCAAGAAGCAUCUGAUUUUCAGGCAAAUUCUCCUUGUCAGUACCAAAGAAAUUGUGAAGAGAACAGUGUAGAGAACAUGAAUAUGAAGUUAAAGUUAAGGCUUAAAAAAAAUACAGUAAAACUCCCAGUAACUUAAACCCUAAUUGUUUUCCCUGAAUUUCUCUCUGCUUACAUUUAUGUAAUAUUACCAUUGGUAAGGCUUGGUAACUUUCCCUUCUUGCUAGCAAGAAUUUGUUUGGUUCCCUUCCAGGGGUUCCCUUUGGGUAAUUUUCCAUGUAAUGUUUACCCAUUGUGUCUCAAACUGUGUUUUUUAAUAUCAGAGUCCAGACUAGCAGUAUAAUGGAACCCAGAAUGUUAUAUUUUCAGCCGACCUCUUUGUACUGCACCUAAAAUUUGAUUGGUAUGUUUACUGUAACAAAAAAGACAAAAACAAAAACAAAACAAAAAAAUUAGUCAACUCUGUUUUUCCCUCAUUUCUGGUCAUUUUUUGUGAAUUCUGGGAACUGAAAUUCCUGGUCACUCAAUUCUUUCCCAAUCUCCUUUGAAAGGUCAAGUUCUCAAGAGUCAGCAAUGCCUUUUUCCUUAUUUAUUGCUAAUAUCAUUUCAGGAAGAGGAAACGUUUGAUGGACUUGAAGAUGACAAGACAGCUGAAAAAAGGUUGUUGUUUAUUUGGUCCCCUGCAUAUUUCAAAAUCCGAUAACACCAUAGCUUUUACAAACUUAGCCCCUAUCAGAUUGUAGACUCAAGAAGUUCAGUUGACUUUGUUAAGUUAUAAUCAAUGGCUCUAAAUGAACUAAUUUGUAAAUGAAAUAAUUUGCGUACAAAAGCACCAUAUCAUCCAUGCAUUUGUAUGUGUCCAGUGACGAAAUAUUUAUUAAGUUAAAUAGACUGUCCAACCUAUUCUUAUAUCGUCACUAAAUUUAGAGUACAGAUAUUUUAUCUUUGUUGUUAACCUAUACUAUCAAACCAGAUAGAGCUAUAUCCACGGACUGUGGCAGAUUUGCAAUAUGUAGGUUCCAGGUUAAAACUGUUUAACACUCAGUUUGCUGAUAUUUAGGAACUUAAAACCAAAGGUAAAUUUACUGUAUAUUUUUAGGUCUGAUAAUGCAAAUCAUGCCUCACGAGACCUCGUCAAACUUCUGGACUCGUCUUUGUCAUCAAAACCCUCGGUAAAGAACAGAAUAUACGUAGUAACAUGUAUACAUACGAUUAUUGGCGAUUUACACCUACCAGCGCUGAUCGUGUCUAUAUCUUCCAUUAUCAAAAACGAUGCUAUCAUGUGAAUUCAAAAGUUAAACUCAAAAACCAAGAUUCACGAAAGCUACAUCUACAUCAAAAGCGACAAGUGAAAAGACUUUCAUGAAAAGUAACGCCAGUUUAGCAUUUUGGAAUACUGUUUUUUCGUUGUGGUUUUAAAAUGUUAAACAGUACAAUCAUAUUAUGUACAUUGAAUAGAAUGGUCAUAGUUUGUCGUAAUUGUUAUUAAAACCGGCAGUACAACUCUUGAGCAUACGCGGAUCUAAAGCGAUGGUAGUAAGCAGAAAGCAUCGUCCAAGUUAAAGAUGAACCCCAUAGUUCCCUUUUAAUGAGACAGACAAGUUACUUCUAAGAGGAAAUACAGCCUUCGAGAUUUUGUAAGAGGAUUCUAGAAGAGUGACAGUUAGUGCAUUGUUUAGCCAGCCCUAUCCUCAUCUUUAGAUCCAAUACGGUGAAAUUGCGACAGUUUUGUUCUUCAUUUGUUAUUGAAGCUUCCCUCUUGCAAAGCUACUAUUUGUUUUAUCAAAUCUGUGAAUGGUGAUCUUGUGUCUUGUCUAUGGUUUAGGAAGGAGUUCAAGGCGAAGAAGAAUACGACGAUCUGCCUCCACUUUUACAGGUUCGAGUUACACAAUUGUUGAUUGUUCAUGUAAGACUUCUGCCUAAAAGUUAUUGAAGACUUUGCUACAGUGAGCGAGUAGGUUAUGCAACAAAGGUUUAUGUUUUGUUCAAGGCACUUGCUCGGCACAGCACGAGACACAAGGAAAGAGAUCAGAAGACACAAAAGCGGCUAAAGAGAGAAGUUGAAUCUAAGGACAACUUAGAUGAUACAAGUAGUGUCACAUCCACAAUAGGGUCAACAGAGGCGUCUUCAGUGGCUGCUGAUCCAACUAUUCAGGAAGAAACGUAAGAUUUCACGAAAACAAAUUGAACUGAUAAUUUGUCGUGCAUUUUUUUUAAGUCCAGUUCUCAUUACGAAACGUUUUCAUGAUUCAUUUCGUCUCUCACAUUCUUCAUGGUUAUUUUUCCUUAUUUGGGAAAUAGUUACUGCCAUUUGGUACAAUCAUCGGUUUGAAUUCAUUCGGGACAAGAAAUUAAGCACAUUUUUACUGAAGAAGAUAUCACUAAGAGCCAAGGAGGAUUCAACGUAAAAAUUGGCGCUCAAUUGUCUGAAGCACGAGAAAACGGAAAUCUUUAAUUUGCCAUUGAUUUUAGUUUCACAUCUGAUCAGCGCAUGAGAGGUUUGCUUGAAUUGUGUAAACCAGUCACAGAGGGAGAUAAACCUAAACCAGUGCAAUGCUGCAUUAUUGUGGACACACAAUAAAGGAAGGAAAUUGGGUGGGGUAAACAAUCGUAAAAUUGAUUUAAAAUUCAGUUGCAUAACUAAUUAAUAAAGAAGAAUGAACACCUCUCUAAACAUUGGUGUGGCUAUUGAGAAUGCCGAUUGCUUCUUUAUAUAAGUACUUCUUCAUUUAAUCGUUGAUUAAUUCACAUUUUGUUUAUUUUGGGCCUCGUUUGUAAACCAUACGAAUUUAGGUGUUGUCACUCCAUGUUUAGUUGGACUACAUUUUUUGGUAACCGGUCGGUUCGACAAUGAGUCGUUUCGCAAACAUCUCUGGUCAGUUCACAAACGUGUAGAAGUCAGGUCGCAAACGUUCAGAAGUCAGUUCGCAAACGUAAUAAACAUUUACAUGUCAACUUGGGUUUAACUAUACGAUUCAGAAUACAACAUUGCUGACACGUUGUAUGCGUAAAUUGUUGGAUGUGAAAUCUCACAGCUUAUUUCUCGCUUAAGUAUAUUUCAUAAUCAAAUGGGCAGUUUUUAUCCGGUGUCUCAGUAGUUGUGAAUCAUCCUUCAAAGAGCAAAGCUUCCUGAUAAAACACAAAAACAGUAAGACCUGUUUCAUAUCGGUAGAUUGAUUUGCGGAUUACAGCUAUUGUACAUGCAACACGCAAGCGCUGUGAUAGAGCGAAAUCAACAACAAGACUGCAUGACUUAAGUUAGAGAGUUAGUUUGUAUCCUUAAACGUUGACAUAUAAAAUCUACAAUGUGUGUGAACUAACUUCUACACAUAUAAAUGUUGAUAACGUUUGCGAACUGACUUCUAAAUGUUUGCGAGCUGACUUCUAAACGUUUGCGAACUGACUUCUAAACGUUUGCGAACUGACUUCUAAACGUUUGCGAACUGACUUCUACACGUUUGCGAACUGACUAGAGGCGUUUGCGAAACGACCGACAUUCCAUUUUUUUAUCGUUAGGUAAAAACAGAGCAUAAGAUUUGAUGUAAAGAAUAUUAUAUUAGUGAUAUAUUCAUCUGGACUCACCUCAAGUUGAUUUCUAUUUUCCUGUUUCAGUAUCACAGAAUUUACCGGUGAAGAGGUAAGUUAAGAUUUUGUCAUUUUUGCAUCAUCUGUCUGAAUUUUCGAACCUCUUCUUGAGUUUGAAGUUGAUAAUUAUCUGAACAUUUCACCCGUCUUUCUACUUUCCACGCUUUUAUCCUUCACUUCUCGUUCUUUCAGAGCAACAUAACUGUCUUAUGUAGACAUAAAGGACUGCCUGUUAAUCUCACCAAUUCCUUCCGUGCAUCUGAAGAAACAAUGACUUUGACAAGACUAAAUACACGAGAGGCUCUUACCCACUUCAAAAUAUUCUUUCAUUCUCAAACUGCUCGAACUAAUAACACAUUUAUAGAACAUGUCUUAAUAAGUAUGUUCAUUUAUGUCAGCAUCCUCAGCCUGCAGUUGUGUCACUGCGACUUCCUGAUAAGGUACGUUUAAAAAAAAUAUUAUUUUAUAGGAACUCGAUAUUUAUAUUUAUAUUUGAUAGGGACAGUUUGGGGAAUAAGACAGCAAAACCCUCAGAUAAAUCAUCAUGGGUUGAAAGGUGUUUAAAACAAUAAUCGUACUGGAGGAAACCUGUUUACUUCAUUAGUCCGUGCGGAAUUGAGAUGUGCUCUUGAAAUGUAGAAACAGUAUAGUAAAGAAAAACCUGGAAUAAAAACUUUGUAAUGACAUCGCCCCUGAAGAGGGAUUUCCGCAUUACAAUUUCUUUAGGCAAUAGACUAGACUUUCCAUCGGUGUACAGUUGUACAGUGUACAUGAUAAUCCUCUUGGUAUGUUGGAUAACACGGGAUAAAAAUGUGUAAAACACUCGCUUCCGACGUGUAAACUGAUAGAAAGUUUAGUCUGUUGCUUUUAGGUAAUAAACUUCAAUUUUCUUUGGGUUUAUCAGUUGGUUUUGACCAAUCAGGGUGCGCGUAGUAUCUCAGUUAUUUUAUAAUUGUGCUUAGACAUACGUAUUGUCAUUGGAGAAAGAGUCAGAGGGAGCCUUCAUAUGUAUCUUAUGUUAAUUUUCUCAUUUGUUGUUAUUUUUUCUAAUGGCAAAGUUAUCUGACGGCUUUUAUCUCCUCAAUAGAAUUAUUUUCACACGCUAACGCGAUGAAAAAUUUGUUUGUUAAGUACUUGAUACCAGUGCUCAUAACGUAAGCGCUCUCACGGGCUAUUUUACCAUCCACUUAGGGUAGAUAUGGGUGGACUGAAUAAUUAUGCCCCAAGAAUAACUUGAUUAUCUUUUCAGUCUGUAGUGAGAGCAUCAGAUGUUCGAGUGUCCAACAGAGUCAACAAAGCUUCAGUGACACUCAAAAGAUAUCCCACUGUUUACAAUGACCUCAUCGGAGAGGUAAGAGUGUACAGUACUGAAGUUUCACGGCUUUCUUCUGAAACUCACCUCAGUUUUAAUAUUGUUCAAUACAUUUCUGGACAGAUUGUCAACAAGACACAUUUUGCGAUCCUAAAACUGUGUUUUCCUUGGUCAGGGGUGUCAACAAUCGUCCUAUGCUAGAAAAAUCAAUAACUGUUUAUUAAUUCCUCUUCUCAUUUUCAUUUACUAAAGCUAACCCCGAGGAAUAUUCAAACAACAGCUAAUCAAAUGAAUUUUUAUAUCACGUGUAAAGAGGUUGAUCUCCUUUUUAAAUUGUUUUUAAGUGACGACAUACGUAAAACCAAGGAGAGUAACUUGUGUUGCGUAGAUUACGCUAACUAGUUCAUUAGUUGUGUUUUUAGAUAGAGAUUAAAACAGAAAAGACGAAACCCACAUACACACACGCUUCUCGUCAUCGUUAUGAAUAGAUAUGGGUAUAAAUUCAAGUGACAUGGGAAUACAAAAGUUUCUUGAAUGGUGGUUCGGUCUGUCAAAGUGUGUGAAUUUAAAUGUAAUGUGUCAAUCAAUUUGAAGCUUCAACAUUCCCCCAGGGCAACCCCCGAGCAUUUGAGCUUUAGAGGAUUGGUUCAUUCAAAUUUCCACUCCCCAGGGACAAAAUUGUUUUCAAAUGCCCCACCUAAGUGUUGGAUUUGAUCGUCAAUUUUUUUGCAAAAGGCAAGAUUAGCGACCAAGACUCUUGUGGACUUUUUCUUACGAACCAUCUGCUCCCAAAGUAAGCUUGUUGGCUUUAAAAACACCUCUAUAUUAAAAGAUAAAACACUUUUAUUCUACUGAAAGGACUGGACAGUUCCAGGUUCAAAUUCUCCACUUCACUUAGGAACGGUUUAAGUUUCCCACGCCCGGGGGCACGGACAACAGUCAAAUGGGGUUGUGGGUCAAUAAAAAGAAGAUUGGGAAAGUGGGAGAAAAUGGUGCGGUGUCAAAUUUCAAUUCCUCCAAAUGUUUUUCUUGAAAUGUCGGGUGCGUUUCUUGAUAAAAUCGAAUAAAAGAAGACUGAUAGAAAAAUGUUAAUGAACUCUUGUUUUCUUUUCACUACGUAUUUGUUGUGUGUAACGUGAAACAUUCUAUGCAAUGAAGCACAGGAAUUAGACACGGCAUUGGAGCUUCACUGAUCCCCCUUGCUACAGUAAUGUUUAGGGAGUGUCCCGUUCCCUGUGGCAAAAGCCCUUACUCCACAUGUUUGUUUGGAGGGGAGAGUAAAUUCAGUAUAUUUCAUGGAUUUUUAAUAAAAGUCGACUAAUCUCUUGGUAAGCAAAGAUUUCAGGACCUAUUGGCAUUUCAGAGGAGUCUCAGUCGUAAUAUCUCUUCAUAGAAUUGUUCUGAAUUUGAAUAGUUUUGUAUCUGUCAGGGUUAAUAUUCUUUCAACUUCAUGCACAUAUUCCAAUUAAUUUUUGGAAUGCAUGGACACCGUAUUUGUGAAUUGUCUUGAUGAUGUUGCUGUUUUUGACGUGAUAUUUCAGAUUGAUACACCCACUGUCAAGUGGCUGGAUAAGAACCUGUUUAUAGGCGAGGAAAUUAAGGAAGUUUAUGAAGAAAUCACCAAGACGAUUGGCACUGAUCAUCUCCUAUUUGAUCAGGUAACGCGAUGCAAGACCACUCAUGGAAACUCAACAUGCAAAAAAAAAAAAAUAUAUAUAUAUAUAUAUAUGAUAAAUAUAGUGCUUUAAAAUUUGAUCCUUCACAUGGACAAUGUAUAUGGGAUAGAUACAUGUGUUUAUUAAAUGUUAAAUUAUUGGAUUGAUUGCGUUGAAGGCUGGGUAAAAUGAUAAGUAAUUGCGCAUCAUGGAACAUGGAGGUUUGUCUUGGAGGAAACACAUUUGUGUUCGAUGUCUUUGUAGGAUUUAUAUGUGGAAAGAACAACGGAAACAGUAGAUCUUACUCUGUGCACCUCAUCUUCUUCCCUAUGCAAGCCCCGUGCAGAGCGUGUGAUGAACAAUAACUUGGCAAAAGAUAUUCCUCCACCAUGGGGAAAUGGUACUGCUGACAACUGGAGAAACAGGUAGCAAGAAAGACCUAUUAUUCAGGCAUCAUACCUUUACAUCUAUGAAUUCCUGUUGAUCUUAUUUUGCUGAGACUCCCUUCGAAUGUCUGUAUCAAAAAUAAUGGCGAUCGAUGUCUCGAUAGCGCUGUUACGCAGUAACGAAACUUAUUACAUACAUUGUGUUAGCAGAGACAUCAUGAAAUUUUUAAAGAUAGGUAGCUAAUAAAUAGACUGAUCACGAGCUCCCAAAUCCGGAAGAUUAUUUUCCAAGGACUUUGUGCUGGUCAGCUAAAAGAUUGAUUUGACACUAAUUUUCUUCAUUGAAAUUGCAGCCCAAAGUUCGGUGGUCUUGGAAGGGAAGACAUCCUUCAGGUACCUCCAAUUCAUAGUUUCUGCAAAGAGUGUAGUAAUUCCUUACACGUUCAUUGGCCCAGAGCCAUUGUGAACGAGACCCAAUUAGGCUGUGUCUACAUUUGAUCAAGAAGUAAAUUUAUCUGAGAAAAAAAUGACCUUGUUAAUCGAAGUUAUCUGUACCAAGUGAUUUAUGCCUACCUUUUGUUAUGAUAUCAGGCAAAGCUGAAGAAAGGAGAUGACAAUGGUCAUGGAAAUAAAUCCUACAACUCUUGGUUGGCUUGGUGGCGUAGCACCAUCACAACCGAUGACUUCCUUAAGUUUCUCUCCACUCAGGUAACAACUUCAUCACAAACUACACCAAAGUAACGCCAAAUGUAAACAAAUACACCAGCUACACAAAAAUAAAUCACUUCCAUUACUAAACUAAACUAUAACAGCCACAGCAGCUACACUGAACUACAGGAACUACACUGGAAACACCAGUUAUAGAAACUACACUGGCUACACUGACUACAUGGAGCGGAAAUUACAUUUUAGACAAAUGUUUCUCCCAAUUCAGUUUUAUACCAUAAACAUUAGGAACAUUUCAGCUUGCUACACAACCGCCCAUCUCAUGCAGGUCAUCAAAUUUAAAUGGAGCUGAACAAAUAAUUUUUUCAGGAAAAUGAAAGUGUCUCCAAGUUUUCUUUGCCCUUGAAAAAAUGAACAAUGAAUGCUAACUGACAAAUUUUUCAGUCAACACUUGUGCAAAAAUGCAUGUUUCAUUUUUUAUGCUGAUCUUAUUCGAUUGUUCUCUUGUCAAUUUGCGUUACUGGAACAUGUAUUAUCUUGACUUCUGUGUGUUACUCUUCUGAUGAUACUCGUAUUGCACGGUAAAUAACAUCAACAUUUGAUCUUACAGGAAAAUGACUACCUGUCGCUGUUGUUUCAUUUGUACGAUUCUGAUCAUGAAGCCGAUGACGGAGAGGAUGGAGACGAGGCUCGGCCAGACACCGUUCAGUUGGCUUUGUUAAGGUCAUUAAAGGCUUUAUAUCUCCAAGCUGUACUCAGAAAUCUUUUGUGAAGACGUGGUUAACUCAAAGUGUCUACGAAUGUGUAGACGAAUCUCAAGAAUGUAUACAGUGUGAGAUUUUAUUUAGGUGUUACGCGAAAGGUUUUUCUCUUAAGUUAGGCUAUUUCUUGUGAAAAACGUGUUGAUUUAACCAGUUCUCAACUCUGGUUUUAGGGAGCGAGAACGAAAACUAGCACAACUGAGGUUGUUAAAAAAGGACUAUCAACCUGGUGUGUGGAAUGUUAAUAGUGUACUUCUUGGAGGACUUGGGAAUGAACCUGAUGUUGAUGGUAAAUAGAUUUAUAGCAAAUGCAAGUAUGACGACGUUCACACAACUUCCCUUCCAAUCCUAAGUCCUCUAAAGCGAUUGAUGCAACGAAGGGCAAAAGCAACCUAAAACAGCAGUAUUCUGCAUGAAAACGAUGAUAUUUUGUUGUUUGCUCCAUAAGAUCCACUGUAGCCCACUCCUAUCACACGAGUUAGUAAUGUGAUCCGUUUGGACUUGUUGCUCUAGUUAUCAAACAAUGUUUUUCUGCUUUUGCUCUGUCGUUCUUGAUGACCGCCUUAAAAACUCCUGUCCUUUAGUGAAGCAAUCUAAUGAGAAAUUAGGACCAAUCAAGUAGAUCGAGCAGUGUGUAGAUAUUUUGUGGAUUCCUGUUGAGUUUCUGUUCACUUUCUCCUGUAGAGUGGCUUGGGUUCAACUUCGAAAAUAGGCCGUUUGAGAUAAAUUUUUUUAUUGUCUUCUGUUUUCUUAGAGGAGGAACUUCUAGCUAAUCUUGAGGAAAGUCUUAAUAUCGUUACGUCAGACACAUCAACUAAACAGACAGGUGGAGCAGCCACCUCCCCAUUGUCUCACUCGGUUGGCAGUGCAAAGUCGGUGAGCUCAAUGUCAAAUUCUGACCGGCAGAGAGUGGACACAAGUUCUGUGGGUGUCAUACCACAAGCUGUUAGUAGUGCUGGUGCAGAAACGGCUAGUACAAGCGAGGUUUGUCACUCUGAGGGAAACGAUAAUUCAUAUAAAGAUCGCCCACACCUUUUGCAGUAGGUCUAUUAAGAUUAUUUUAUUUUGUUAGGUGGGUUCAUUGUCGCCUCAGGAUCGUCUGGAAAGGUUAUGGACAUUGUUAUGUAUGCCUGAUACACAGAGACUAGACAUGGCUAUAAAAUACAGUGCUGAACCCUACAGCAGUAAUCUUCUAGAGGUACAAGAACAUUCUUGAUCAAUGUGAAAAAAUUGAAAAUUUGAUUUACUCGUGUAUGGUAUGGUCUUUCGAUUGUCAAUCAAAGGUUUGGUUCCUUGCGUCAAAAAAACUACCUUCGAGACUAGAGCCACGAUAUAGCUUUUACAUUUGUAGAUAUUAAGUUGCACUUCAUCGGCGGAAACUCAGAAACUAUUAAAAUUUAUUAUUUCAGGCUCUUACCUUCUGGGAAAUUGCUACAGAGGUAAUCUUAGACCGUGAGAGUUUAAUGACUAAGCUUGAAGAUUUUGAAAGAACUGCUUCCGAUCCUAACAGAUUCUUUGCCAAAGGUAAGUUUCGACGAAGGCUGUUUGCCAUUCACAUUAUGUUUUAGAUUCAGGCAUUAGGAAACAAAUUUAGCCCAAGUCAUUACUGAUAGUCAAACCUACAUGUAACAUCUUUAUUGAAAUAAAUCAGUCGUUCCUUCUUAUAAGUGGCACUUUUUCCUUAGAAAACAAUGGUUCAUCUGCUUCGCGAAUUAAGGAAUCCAAGACAAGGGAUUGGUUUAAUAAGGUAAGGUAAUCAAACGUUCUUCUUGCACAUCUUAAAUUGGCCCACAUAAGAACAGGCUUGGGGUGUUUGCUGAGUUGUAUGAUACGAACAACAUGAACAACUUGUAAUGAACAAAUCGUCAAACACCCUUUUUUAAUGAUAGAGUGCACUUAGGCUGCAUGCUGGCCAUUAAACCAUUUGUGUGAGAGUUAUUUGAAGGGACAAGUGUACAAAAACUGCAAUUUAACUGGUGUGCGUGAAAUACUUUAUUUUCCAUGGGUGGCAGCGCCUCACUCGCAUUGAGAGUCAGAUUAAAAGAUCGGUUACAGAUGUUCAACGUCAGUUUGGCGACAUUGUGACAUUUCAGGUAUGCUGUUUUUUUUUAAAUAAGCCAUGUGCAUUGGUGUAAUGAAAGGAAAUGUACAAUUUGAAGGGUCAAGGAGUUGGGGGGAGAUUAUCCUGUAGAUCAGUUCUUGCCUAUUUGUCUUUUUCAUGUUUCUAAACCCUGGUGAAACCCCACUUUAGAUCCAGAAAUAGUCAUUCCAUGAAGACUUAGUCAUUUCUUUUUGUGACCAACUGUUUUGGCGUUGAAGUAUCCCUCUCACGAAGGGCUAACACUUGAUACUUCAACUUAGAAACUCUUAACAGUGGCCAAUUUACAUAGUCAGUUCGGUUGUUAAACCAAAUUGUUUUGGGGUUGGUUUGGUUAAUUAGGACUUUUCCUGUUCUCUCGGUCACCAUUCCAUGCGGUUUUCUCUCAAGUUGUUGACACAGAGACACUUAUUGUAUAUCACUCGUGGGAGUAACUUCAUUUUGGUUUACCCCAAUAUAACACGAGCUAAGAAAAAGGAAACGAAGGAAUAAAAUAUGUUAUGACUUAUGCUAUAUUAUAUAAGAUUUCAAAACCAUGGUCACGAUUCUGAUUUAUUUUGCUGUAACUGACUGAAUUAUUGGUGAGUUUUUUUGCUAAUUCUUUGACUAUGAGGGAUUCUUAUUUGAAAUCUAUGUAAUCUAGAAUGAAGCUUCCCUGGUACAUUUAACCUUACUAUGAUUGCCUUUUUCUUACAGAAAUUGUAAACUGUAUCGGCACUUUGUUUGACUUUUUCAGGGUCGCCCUUACCUGGAGAAAAUAAACCUGGAUCGAACCGAGAUGUUUUAUUGGCUACAGCAGGAGCGACGACAACAUACGAUGGACAGAGAACUUGUCAAGAUGAGGGAAGUCACACUUAACGCUACUGAUCUUCCUCCAAUACAAGCGCACAUGAUAUUGUAAAUAGAAUGCUGAUUAUGGUAUAGAG